Rhopalosiphum padi (bird cherry-oat aphid) is the source of this 5144-nucleotide messenger RNA. It is a transcript of the gene rempA, whose product is annotated as intraflagellar transport protein 140 homolog. The record is from RefSeq and is a predicted model, not a curated record. The coding region runs from base 342 to 4538 and encodes 1398 amino acids. The transcript is spliced from 21 exons. NCBI's taxonomy places the organism in Eukaryota, Metazoa, Arthropoda, Insecta, Hemiptera, Aphididae. Gene Ontology annotation, biological process: intraciliary retrograde transport. Gene Ontology annotation, molecular function: protein binding. Gene Ontology annotation, cellular component: axoneme; intraciliary transport particle A; ciliary basal body.
AUGUUAUAUGUUCCUGACUUGUGUUUCCAAAUUUCUAAAUUUGAAAUUUGUGAUAUAAAAUUAUUCAGUGAUCAGCAGGAAUGACAAUGCCAGAAAUUAUUUAGUUUUUGAUCAUAGCAUAAUAUUGUUAUAAAAAAUUUUAUCAAAACAUCAGUAAAAUUAAUUUUUCAUGCUUGAUGUUGAAUGUUAUCCGAUCAUAUUUAAUUAUUGUUAUAGUUGUUAUGUAUUAUACCUAAUAGAAAUGUUUGUAUACCAUAAAUCAUUUUGUUUAUGUAAUUUGGUUGCUAUAGCUAUAUAGAUACCUAAUCUCAGACAUUUGAUUUUUUCUAAAAUUGGUGAAAAUGAGUUCGUAUCUUGAAUAUAAGGUAAAAACUAAUCAAAAUGAUAUAACUACUGGCAUAAGUUAUCACCGACAACUUGGUCUAUUGGCAAUAUUAUCUUAUACUGAAAAUGACGAAGCACAAAUACUUAUUUGUGAUGAAUUAGGUGAGAAUUUGCACAAUUCUGGACCAAAUAUUUGUAAAGGUCGUGUAACUUCGUUUUGCUGGCAUCCCACUCAGCGUACCUUAGCUAUUGGUACAAAUGCUGGAAAAGUAUAUAUAUGGAAUGGCGGAUUAGUAACUGCUUUGGACUCUAUUCAUGAAGAAACUAUUGUAUUUUCUAAAUGGUCAUCACUUGGUGGAUGUUUAGUAACUGGGGACCAGACUGGUAUUAUUAUCGGAUGGAAGUCUGAUAGUCGAGGGUUGCUUAAAAUAUCAUUUAAGUCAAAUAUUGGAGCAAUUUUAUCUACAAAUAUUUCAUUUAGAGCUGGAAAAGCUGCUACAGAUAUUUCUAAUUUAGCCAAAAUGGCAGUAGCUGGUGACCAAAGUGCCUUAGAUAUAUUCAGUUCUUGGCGGCCUCGUACAACUACAUCACAUGGUCCACGGACUGUAACUUCAGACAAUAUAACAUUUUACUGUGCUGCAGUGACUGGAGAAUUAUAUUAUUUUGAUGAAGAUGGAGAAUUCAGCAUUGUUCUUAUACCUAAUUCAAUAAUUCUAAGUAUUCUAUGUCAUGAAUCAAGAGAUGUUUGUAUUUUAGUAUGCAAAGACUUAACUGUAGCCUAUUAUAAAUGUCAUAAAAACGGUUCCUUAAGUGAAGUUUCAAAGGUUAAAUUAAAUGGAUUGAAAGAAGAUAUGUGUAUCAUUUGGGCAGGUCCCACUUUAUUAGCGUGUACAACAAACGAUGUGUCUAUUCGUUUCUGGGAUAUUGAGUCUGGUAAUAGUUAUGUAUUAACUGCACCAAACUCUUAUGCGUCUUCAUUUCCUAAACAAACAUUUGUAAAUAUUUCUUACUCAGUCGAAAAAGGUUUAUUGUGUGGGGCAACAAAUGUUGGAAAUAUUAUUAUUUGGCGUUAUGAUGAAGAAACUGCAGACCAAUGGAAUAUUCAUGGUUCAUGUAAAAUUCCAGAUACUAUAAAAUACUGUGUUUGGAGUCCAUUAAAUUUAGCAGUAUAUGCAAUGAAUGGUAUUUAUAUUUUACAUGAGCAUUCAUUGUUGGCAAGUUAUAAAGAAGAAAUAGCUAUUGUACAGACUUCAGCAAAUGAUCUUAAUGUGUUUUACCCCAGUACAGAUGAAUCAUUUAGUUUUAACACUCAUUUACAAGUUAUAGGUCUCGCUUUGAACAAAGAACAUAUAUGUUUAUGGAAUGGUAAAUUAAUAUCAGUUUAUAAAAUUCAAUCUAAAGAAAUACCAGCAGUAGUUGGAACUUUCAAUUGUGAUGUGCAAGAAGCAUGCAUUUAUGAUAGAAUUGUAAUUGUUGCUGAGAAUUGUGGCAAAUUACAAAUAAGAACAUUUCAGGGUACUAUUAAACAGGCAUUGGAUGUUGAAGCACCAAUAGUUUGCCUCACUUUAAAUACUUGCUAUUUAGCAGCUGUCACAUUAUCUGGAGUUAUUCAUGUCUGGGAUUUAAAUAGAAGAGAAGCAAAACCAAUGUGUAAACCUAAAGAUAUAACAUUAAACAUAGAUGAUUAUGGUGAAGCUAUUCAGUUACGUUUAAACAGUAAUGGUACUAAAGUAUCAUUUACUGCAGCAAACUUAAAUUUAGUACCUAUGCCACGGUUAUAUGUUUGGGAUAGAGAUUCAGAUACAAUACAUGUGAAACAUUUUGAAAAAGGUUUAGACGUUGAUGAAAUACAAUAUAAUGAUACAAGAUUUAUUAUUUCUCAUUAUUGGGAUACAAAUGAGCCAAAUUUAUUAUUUUGUGAAGCUAAAAGUAUUGACAAAUCAGAAAAUCAACUAUCAAGACCAAGUUUAUACACAUUACCAAAUAAACAGAAUAAAAAAAAAAAAAUGAUUGGUUCCUCUGUCAUACUUAGUAUGUUCUUUAUUGAAAAAAAAGGUUUUAAAAUUCAAGAUAUUAUACAUUGUCCUGAUCAAUUUUGUGCAAUAUUAGGACUUGAUGCUCCGUAUUAUAUAACAUUAUGUAAACGCAAUACAACUACGAAAACUCGAGUCAAGCGCAAUCUCAUGAAGGAAUUUGAAGGAAUUCAAGACUGUAAUUCUGAUAUUCGAGCGGCUAUCAUUAAUUUUGGUUAUAAUUUAUGUCUUGGAGACUUAGACCUAGCUUUUAAUUUUAUUACCAACAUUAAGAGUCCUGCUGUCUGGACAAGUUUGGCUAAAAUGUGUGUAAAAACAAAACGUCUAGAUGUAGCUGAAAUAUGUCUGGGUCAUAUGAAUGAUUGUAGAGGAUUAGCUAUUUUACGUUCAAUAAAUACAGAGCCAGAACUGGCUGCGAGAGUAGCUUGUCUUGCUAUGCAUCUAGGAAUGUAUGAUGAAGCUGAAGAACUAUACAAAUGUUGUAAUCGCUAUGAUCUUCUAAAUAAAUUCUAUAGAGCAAGAAAUCAAAUAACAGCCUCUUUAGAUGUGGCUGAAACAAAAGAUCGUAUACAUCUUAGAAAUACAUAUUAUAAUGUAGGUCGUAAUUUGGAAAAUAAAGGUGAUUUAGCUGGGGCUGCUGCUAUGUAUUGCAAGUCAGAAACACAUAGUCUUACUAUACCAAAAAUGUUAUUGGAUGAUCCAGUCACUUUAGAAAAUUACAUAAUCAAAAACAAGAAUAUAGUCUUAUUGAAAUGGUGGGCUCAGUAUUUAGAAGGUAAUGGUGAUAUGGAUGGUGCAAUCAAAUAUUAUCAACAAGCAAAUGAUGAUUUAUCUACAGUCCGCGUUUUCUGUUAUCUUGGUCAUAUGGAGCAAGCUGCUCAGAUUUGUAUGAACACUAACAAUAAAGCUGCCUGCUGUCAUCUUGCUAGGUCAUAUGAAAUGCAAGGACUAUAUGAAGACGCUAUAAAAAUGUACGUUGAUGCUACAGCUUAUGUAAAUGCAAUUCGCUUAUGUAAAGAGCAAUUUUUUGACAACCAUCUUUGGGAUAUUGCUUUAUUAGCAGAUGUAAGAGAAAAACUGUGUGUAGCCCAGUAUUUUGAAGAAAUUUCACCUGAUAAAUCAGUUAUACUAUAUCAUCAAGCAGGUUAUUUACAUAAAGCUAUUGAUUUGGCAUUUAGAUAUAAAAAUUAUGAUGCAAUUGUUACAAUGUCACAAGAACUGAACAUAGAAGAUGAUUCAAGUUUAUUAUUAAAAUGUUCAACAUUUUUUAUGAGUCAAGGGCACUAUGACAAUGCAGUUAAUUUAUUAGCAAUGGCUAACAAAUUUGAAGAAGCUAUGGAACAAUGUCAAGAGCACAAAGUAAUUAUUACUGAAGCACUUGCAGAUCGUCUAACACCUCCAUCUGAUCAUGUAAAGCGUACAAUUAUAUUAGAGAAACUGGCUGAGUGUGCUUUAAUGCAAGCAAGCUACCAUAUAGCAGCAAAAAAAUUCACCCAGGCUGGACAGAAGAUAAAAGCCAUGAAAGCGUUAUUAAAAUCUGGAGACACCGAAAAAAUUAUAUUUUAUGCUAAUGUAUCUCGACAGCAUGAAAUUUAUAUCAUGGCUGCAAAUUAUUUACAAACACUUGAUUGGCAAGAGCGUCCAGAAUUUUUAAAAACUAUUGUAUCAUUCUAUAACAAAGGAAAGGCGCCUCAUCUUUUGGCCAAUUUCUACAUUUCUUGUGCUCAAUUAGAAGUUGAUGAGUAUCGAAACUAUAAUAAAGCAGUAGGAGCUUUAUCAGAAGCUUUAAAAGUGUUGUCUAGAGAUUGUGAUCAGUAUAAAACAUUAAUAGAAGAUAUCGCAAAAAAAAUAACUUUGGUAAAAAAAUUUCUUGAUGUUAAAAGACAAAUUGACAAUGGUGAUGGUGAUUCAGCUAUGAUAUUAUGUCGACAAAUUUUGUCAGCUCCCAAUAUGGAUAUACUUAGAUAUGGUGAUGUAUAUUCAAUGAUGAUAGAUCAUUAUACCGUUCAAGGUGAUAAUAAAAUAGCAGUUCAAUUAGUGAAUGAACUUUUAGCUCGCACACAACAAAAAGAUAAUUUACUUUUCUAUAUUGAUAAAGAAAUUCUUCAAAAAUUAGGGUUUCAAAAAGAAUCUAUUACCGAAAAUAGCAUUGAUGAAGAAGAAGAAAUUCCUGAAGUAUAAAUUAGUGUUGAGAUGUUAAUGUUAAAAUAAUGUACUUAAAAUACUAUUUAGCAUUGUAAAAACUGCAUUGUUUUACUCGCUUAUUAGUUAUUGUUAUUUAUGAUUAAAGUUCUGACAUUAUAUUGUAAAUAUUUAUAGUAAUUAUACCAACAUUAUUUUAUGUUUUUAUAAAAACUUGAAAUGAUCUCAUAAUUUAGAUCCCGGGGUCUUCAACCUUUUUAUGCAGCGGCCACAUAUUAUUUUUAAAAAUCUUAUGGGCCGUAUUCAUGGUAAUAAAAACAUUUAUUUUAUACAAAAAUUGAGUUUUAUUAUAACAAUUUUUAUGAUUAAUUUUAAAUUACAAACUAUUAUUAUAAUUAAAAGAUAUAUAGAUGCUAAAUAUCAAAUGUGAUCAUGGGCCGCACAAUAUGACAGGGGCUGUUGGUUGAAGACCCCUGAUUUAGACUGUAUCAUCAUUUAGUAUAGCUGCAUGGCAGAUAAAAAUGUAUAGAACAUGUUACUAUUAUUUUAAAAUUGUGAACUAAAUAUUUUAAAGUAAAUAUUAUAUAAUAUGUACAAUAACAAACAAUAAGCAAUAAAGCAUAGUUUGUUGAAAAUUAUUAUUAA